ACCAGUUUUUGUGUGUGUGAGUUACAGAGUCCGUAUUCGUGUGCGUGUGUUUGUUUGUGUGUUUGGGUGUGUGCGUGUGUGUGUGUGUGCGUGUGCAUGUAUGUGUGUGCGUGUCUGUGUGUGUGGAUGAGUGUGUGUUAGCCAGGUGGUUGCAGUCUCUCUGCGUAGGAAAACCCUGCCAGGCUGCCAGCCAGUGCGGUGGUGUAUUGAAGUGAACGAUACGGCCAGCACACCUCCUCUCUUUCUUUAUUUUUGGACCGUACCAGAACUGAGGAUCUACCCUUUGGACUGUCUCUCGACACCUUCCUCUCCGCCUUUCGAGGGAACACCUGUGUGUUGAACGUGUGUGUGUGUUGUGUGUGUGAGACAGCAGAGGCAGCGGACUUAGCCCUGGUGGACAGGGCGAGUGAAUGACUUCGGUGGAUGAGGGCUUGGCUGGUGGAGAGUGGGGGCAGGGGAACCAUGGACCCCCCUCGCUAGCAAACGGGUGCGGUGAAGAAGUGCAGGCUUGUCCAGUCAUCAUGUGCACACGGGCCUACCCUGAGCCCGUCCCCGAGUGCCAGCUGUUCCCUGGAGAGGAGGAGGACCGGGAAGAAGAGGCUUCAGAAGGAGGCAGGGAGAGGGAGUCAGACCGAGACAGCGCUGUGGAGAGUACCCAGGGUUCAGACACCUCUGAGGGGCUGGCCAGACCGGGGGACAAGGGGGACGCGCUAGGGGAACUCUUCUUCCCUGGAGACAAGUGUGGCCAGACAAAUAUCUCAGUGACCUCUGACCUAUCAACACGCUCCUCUGCGUCUCUGAACGAGGAGCAGUUUGAGGACUACGGAGAAGGAGAGGAGCCAGACUACACUCCCAGCAGUCCCUGCCCCGACGACGAGACUCGCACCAACGGGCACUCUGACCUGGGCUCCUCUGUCCCCUCCAGUGCGGGCCAGACUCCACGUAGAGUGCGUCAGCUGUAUAGCGGUGAGCUGAUGGACGUCUACUGCUCCCAGUGUUGCAAAAAGGUCAACCUGCUCAACGACCUGGAGGCUCGGCUGAAAAACCUCAAAGCCAACAGCCCCAGCAGGAAAAUCUCCAGCACAGCCUUUGGAAGGCAGCUGCUGCACAACAGCAACUUAAGUAGCAGCAACGGCAGUACAGAGGACCUGUUUCGAGAUAGCAUUGACUCCUGUGACAUCGACAUCAAUGAGAAGGUGACUUUUCUGGAAAAGAAGGUUGCAGAGUUGGAGAAUGACAGCCUAGUGAACGGAGACCUCAAGUCCAAACUUAAGCAGGAGAACACACAGCUAGUACACAGAGUCCAUGAACUGGAGGAGCAACUGAAAGACCAGGAGACCCGGGCAGAGCAGAACAUGGAGGAGGAACAGAAACGACACCGGGAGGCCUACAGCAAGAUAGAGAGAGACAAGAACACACAGAUAGAACUUCUGACCAACCGAGUUCAACACUUGGAAGAAGAAAACAAUGACAUGGCUACAACCAUGUGCCGGCUCAAGUCACAGACUGAGAAACUGGAUGAGGAGAAGCAGAGAAUGACAGACAAGCUGGAAGAUACCAGUCUGCGUCUAAAGGAUGAGAUGGAUCUCUACAGAAAGAUGAUGGACAAACUGAGACAGAACAGACAUCAGUUCCAAAAGGAAAAGCAGUCAAUGCAGGAGCUUAUAGAGGACCUGCGUCGGGAGCUGGAGCACCUACAGCUGUUCAAGUUGGAGACAGAGAAGCCCGGCCGUGGCCGAAGCUCUUCCUCUAGCCUGACCGACUUCAACAACAGGAGCAGGGAGCUGGAGCUGGAGCAUGAGGUCAAGAGGCUCAAACAGGAAAACCAGAAGUUGAGGGAGCAGAAUGACGACCUAAAUGGUCAGAUCCUCAGUCUGAGCCUUUAUGAAGCUAAGAACCUCUUUGCCACACAGACCAAGGCCCAGUCUUUGGCUGCCGAGAUAGACAAUGCCUCCAGAGAUCAGUUGAUGGAGGCUCUGAAAGAGCAGGAGGAAAUCAACUAUCGUCUGCGACAAUACAUGGACAAGAUCAUCCUGUCCAUCUUGGACCACAACCCCUCCAUACUGGAGAUCAAGAACUAGCAACGACUCAGCUGAAGUAAGAAACAUUAUAGGAACUAUAUUGUGAAUCAUCUCAGAUCCACUUUGAGGAAGGGAUCGGUAUGGAAGAGGAACUGGAAACACACUGGGAAACUAGAACAGAUAAAUGGACACG
Lampris incognitus (smalleye Pacific opah) is the source of this 2214-nucleotide messenger RNA. It is a transcript of the gene rab11fip4b, whose product is annotated as RAB11 family interacting protein 4 (class II) b. Gene Ontology annotation, cellular component: endocytic vesicle; recycling endosome membrane; midbody. The transcript has 13 exons. NCBI's taxonomy places the organism in Eukaryota, Metazoa, Chordata, Actinopteri, Lampriformes, Lampridae. The coding region runs from base 411 to 2081 and encodes 556 amino acids. The record is from RefSeq and is a predicted model, not a curated record. Gene Ontology annotation, biological process: endocytic recycling; regulation of cytokinesis.